AUGUUGUUUUCAGGACAAGGAAUAUUUUCUCGACAUUGCUGGCGAUGGUUUCGCCGUGGCAUCGGGGAAAGAGGUUGGGAUGAGGAAGUGCAGUUUCAUCGGCCGUGGCUUUGUCGAUUGCAGGCAGAUCCCGCAGAGGUUGCCGAGUUGGUGGAACUCCUGCACGCGGGAAGCUGGCGCUCGUGCAACGUCAAUGACUGCCUUGCAGAAUGCGUCGCAGUUGGCUGCAGCUGCAGCCGGUCAAUCAACCCCACUGCUCGCGACAGCUUUUUGAGGAUGGCUGCGGACCACAUCCGGAAAAGCUGUGUGGGAGUGGAGGAGGUAUCUUAUGCUUCCUUGGGAAGCGGACUGCUGCGCUUCGAUUUCUGCUUGUUGGAGCUGCUGCUGGCAGAUGGCGUCCCAAUUUCCGCUGUGCAUCUGGUCGACUCUCAGUACGAGCCAGAUGCCAAGGGCUACUUGCGCCAUCGUGUGGCUCUCGCCCAGUUCGCUUCCUGGUUUGCCGGUCGGGGCGUUGAUGUUUAUGCCCAUCACGCCCUUGAGAGAUAUGCCUUCGAGGCUCGGCGCGCUGCGGCACUUCCGAUAGCCGUGGUGCAGGUGGACUGCACGGAGCUGACAGCAGUGUUUGAGAAGGAGGUGAAGCCCAUGUUGGAAGAGGUUUUGCAGUAUGGUGGCUUGUACUGCACGUUGACAUCGCGAGAGGGCGCCUCUGGCGCCGGAUCCCUCGGAUCAACAAAUGCUUGGGCAGAGUUCUGGCGACUGCACCCGGACACGGGCCGCAUGAAGCUGGAGUCCCUGACUUGCUUCAGGCCUGGAGAUCAAAGUGGGACGCCGGUGGACGUCAAUGAGCCUCUACCUCGCGCAGUUGAUCACUGA
Molecule: messenger RNA, 873 nt
Organism: Symbiodinium natans
Lineage: Eukaryota; Dinophyceae; Suessiales; Symbiodiniaceae
Source: the annotation of a GenBank genome assembly